Molecule: messenger RNA, 1778 nt
Organism: Cyprinodon tularosa
Lineage: Eukaryota; Metazoa; Chordata; Actinopteri; Cyprinodontiformes; Cyprinodontidae
Product: gamma-aminobutyric acid type B receptor subunit 1-like
Exons: 10
Coding region: 331-1761 (476 amino acids)
Biological process (GO): gamma-aminobutyric acid signaling pathway; G protein-coupled receptor signaling pathway
Cellular component (GO): membrane; G protein-coupled receptor heterodimeric complex
Molecular function (GO): G protein-coupled GABA receptor activity
Source: RefSeq, a predicted model, not a curated record
CUCCGAUCCGCAGAAAAAGGCGCGCGGCUGUUUCGGGCUGUGAUGGUUUUUCUCUCCGUGACGUCGGAGGCUGCGUGGAUCCGCGUGGGGAUGAGAUCCAGGAUCGGAGCUGGUUUCCAGCUCUGUCGGUGUGGAAGCGAUCAGGAACCUCCAUCAUCAUCAUCAUCAUCAUCAUCAUGUUGCAGGAGCAUGAAGGAGCUUCCAGCCUGAUCCGCUGCUCCUCGGAACCAAACUCCGCUCCGGUUCCGGUCACGUGUUGAGCUCCUCGGAAAGCUUCCUCAGCCUGGCCCGGUUCGGUUCGGUUCGGCUCGGUUCGGCUCACCUUGAAGCAUGCUGCUCCUCCGCUGUUCUCUCAUCCUCCCUCUGCUCCUCUGGCUCCGGCCGUCCGCAGGGAAGAAGAAGCUCUACAUCGGAGCGCUGUUCCCCAUGAGCGGCGGCUGGCCGGGCGGCCAGGCCUGCAUGCCGUCCGCCCAGAUGGCCCUGGACCUGGUGAACGGGCGCAGCGACAUCCUGCCGGACUACGAGCUGGAGCUCAUCCACUUCGACAGCAUGUGUGACCCUGGAGAAGCCACCAAGCUGCUGUAUGACCUUCUCUACACUGAGCCAAUCAAGAUCGUCCUCAUGCCCGGCUGCAGCGGCGUCUCCACCAUCGUGGCUGAAGCUGCUCGGAUGUGGAACCUGAUAGUGCUGUCCUACGGCUCCAGCUCCCCAGCCCUGUCCAACCGCCAGCGUUUCCCCACCUUCUUCCGCACCCACCCCUCAGCCACCCUUCACAACCCCACCAGAGUGCGGCUCUUCAAGAAGUGGAACUGGUCCCGCAUCGCCACCAUCCAGCAGACCACAGAGGUCUUCACCUCGACUCUGGAUGAUCUGGAGCAGAGGGUGAAGGAGGCGGGCAUAGAGAUCAGCGUUCGUCAAAGCUUCCUCACCGACCCGGCUGUCGCUGUCAAGAACCUGAAGCGCCAGGAUGCCAGGAUCAUUGUGGGGCUCUUUUAUGAAACAGAAGCCAGGAAGGUGUUCUGUGAGGUGUUCAAAGAGAAGCUCUACGGGAAGAAAUAUGUCUGGUUCCUGAUUGGCUGGUACGCCGACAACUGGUUCAAGAUCAAAGACCCUGCCAUCAACUGCACGGUGGAGAACAUGACGGAGGCCGUGGAGGGACACGUGACCACCGAGAUCGUUAUGUUGAAUCCUGAGACUGUUCGCGGCGUCUCCAACAUGACUUCGCAGGAGUUUCUGGGUGCCUUGAUGUCGCGGCUCGGGGGGAAGAACCCAGAGGAGACGGGUGGGUUCCAGGAGGCCCCUCUGGCCUUCGACGCAGUGUGGGCCCUGGCGCUGGCCCUUAACAAGACCGUGGCCCCCCUGAAGGCCAGGGGCCGGCGGCUGGAGGACUUCAACUACAACAACCAUGACAUCACCUCAGAGAUCUACAGAGCGCUGAACACCAGCUCCUUUGAGGGGGUGUCGGGUCACGUGGUGUUUGACGCCCAGGGUUCCAGGAUGGCAAUGACCCUCAUUGAACAACUGCAAGGAGGCAGUUAUAAGAAGAUUGGUUACUAUGACAGCUCCCAGAGGAACCUCUCCUGGUUCAACAACGACGUUUGGAUCGGUGAUAAACCCCCGGCGGACCGGACCGUGGUUCGGGAGGAAUACAGGCUCCUGUCCCAGAAGCUCUUUGCAGCCGUGUCGGUCUUCGCCGGGCUCGGCAUCCUGCUCGGUAUCGUUUGUCUGACCUUCAACAUCUACAACGGCAAUGUGCGGUGAGUCCUCCACACACCGGG